AUAUAAUAGCCAUUUUUCUUUGGUUCCAUUCCUGCAUUUUCUAGCUUCUUCUUCUCUUCUCUCUCUGAGUUUUUCAUCUAUGGCUACUUUUCCUUCUCCCCCUUCACCUUCUUCUUCUUCCUCAAUUCCUUCUCCAAGAUCUAGCAUGUUUUACUAUGCUAGAAGUGAAAACCACUAUGAGGAACCUCACUUCCUUCAAGCUUGUUUUCUUUGCAGAAAACCACUAGGCCAAAACCGUGACAUCUUCAUGUACAGAGGGAACACACCAUUUUGCAGCAGAUGCAGGCAGGAGCAAAUAGAGAUUGAUGACGCAAAGGAGAAAACUUGGAAGCUUUCUUCCAAAAGGGGUGUGAGACAAUCAGAGAACAGUCAAAAUAAUUCCACAACAAAUAAGGCUGUGAGAACAGGCACAGUGGCAGUGGCAUAAUCAAGGAACAAUCCAGGACAUGAUGAUGAUGAUGAUCAUGAUUGUGAUUGAUGAAGAUGAGUGGGGAAAAGGGUCUAAUUUUUUUGAAGUGAAAAAGAUGGAAUGGAGAAUUCCAAAGGAAGAUGAUGAAGUGCAAUCAAUAAUCCAUGAAGAUUCUGAUGAAACCGGGAUGAAUCUUCUCUGUCUUUGUAAAGAAAAAAGUUAGGGUUUUUUUUUUUUUUUUUCAUUUGGGAGAAAAGAAAUACCCAAACAAGAAUUUUUGGCUACUUUUGUUUCUUUUUGGUAAUAUUUGAUUUGACCCUUUUAUUUUUA
Molecule: messenger RNA, 739 nt
Organism: Vigna angularis (adzuki bean)
Lineage: Eukaryota; Viridiplantae; Streptophyta; Magnoliopsida; Fabales; Fabaceae
Product: FCS-Like Zinc finger 3-like
Source: RefSeq, a predicted model, not a curated record